Metopolophium dirhodum (rose-grain aphid) is the source of this 3839-nucleotide messenger RNA. RefSeq names its product leukocyte receptor cluster member 8 homolog. The transcript is spliced from 17 exons. Bases 360 to 2516 code for a protein of 718 amino acids. Gene Ontology annotation, cellular component: nucleus. Lineage: Eukaryota; Metazoa; Arthropoda; Insecta; Hemiptera; Aphididae. The record is from RefSeq and is a predicted model, not a curated record.
AGUUCAUUAGUGAACCGAAGAUUUGGGACGUCGGAAUGUUGGAUUUCUUAAUACCUAUAUAUGUAAAUAUAUAUAUACACUAUAUGGUUACUUAUUUCAUUCUACGAUCGUCAUCAUAGAUCAAGGAAUAGUCAUUCGCGAUUCGUCGAUCGACUGUUCAGUAUAGGCUUCAGUGAGUUCGUCAGAAUCAUUGAGUGACGAGAUACGAGCGUUAUUCUCCAAUAAUUCUCCUACGCAUCAACUUGCAUCGGCGCACCUUUUAAACGACCCGAACAUUAUCACUGUGGCAGUUUUUUAACCCCCGUUUUUUUUUUUAACGUACCUACCAGCAAAAUCAAACAUUUUACCGCUGCAGAGUUAUGGCUGAUCAGAAUCAAAAUCCAGGAACUCCUGGUACUAAUAAUCAAUAUCCAAACUGGCCUCAGCCAAUAAACUGGUCUUAUGGAGGAAAUUAUACGGGACCUCAAAUGUAUAAUAUGAAUGCGUUUUAUGCGGCACAAUGCUAUAAUCCGCAAGGAUUUCAAAGCUUUCCCAGUCAAUCGUUAAAUUUUAACUUUAAACCAUUUGUUCAUGGAGGCACACUAGAAACUGCCACUGUUUCACAAGAAAACUCUCCUCCUCUGCCAAAUGGGCCAGCUCCUUCACAGCCCCCUCCACCUCAAUUUGAUAAUGAUGAUUUAGAUAAACUUCCUCCUUUACCACCUGGUUCUCCACCACCAGUUCCUGGAAUAUGUGAUGUACCUCUACCACCUCAACCAAAUAUAUCAUCCUUACCUCCAAUGCCUCAAACUAAAAACGGUAGAAAAAAAUGGAGAAAAAAACAAAGGAACUUAAUGGAGGCGGCAGCUAUGGCUAACCAAUCUGCACAAAUUGCCCCUCCUAUAUAUCCUAUAUUAAAUUUUGUUCCUCCUGUUCCUAUUUCACAACCUCCUCCUACUCCAAAACAAACAAUAUCAAAUUCUUUAUUUUCGUUUACUCCUAUAGUUCCCAGCAAACCUCCACCUCAACAACCAGCGCCACCUAAAGAAAUCCAACCUGUUCAAAAAAAACAAAAUACCUUUGACUUGCCUGAUAAUUGUCCAACUAGUUUGAGAGAGUAUAUUAAAAAAUGUCAAGAUAAAUGUGUAAAUAAAAUAGACAGAGAUAGAAUGGAUAUCAUUUUAAAAGGAAAAUUGACCAAUGCAAAUCAUGAUGGGUCAUUAUGGAUUAAAGACUGGUCAAAAGAACCAAUGCCAAUGUUAUUAAGUGAAAAUAUUACAAUAAACCAAAAUCAAGAAAAUGGUAAAAAUAAAAAUUCUAUCAUCAAAAUUGCAUUCAAAAAAUCUACGAAUAACUAUGUUAACUGCUACUUUACUUCAAAAUUCAAAUCUUGUUUGUCUCCUUCAUCAAAUAGUUCUAAUGAAUCUAAUACUGACAUUAAAAAGAAAAACAGUCCAUUACGUGAAAACAAAAGACAAAAUAGUGAUGAUUUUAUUCCUCUUAAUGUCAGUAGUGAUGAAAGUAAUAGCAAAAAGAGUAGAUAUACUUAUAAGAAUAAAAAAUUAUAUAAUGAAGAUGCUCAUAUAUAUCAACAAUAUGGUUCUAUAAAUAAUAAACCAAAUUAUGAUAAACAUUUGUUGACCAAACGUGCGGCACGUUUUUCAUCUCAAGGAAGUCCAAAAAAAAAGCCUCGUCAAAUAUUAAAAAAUGACUAUCAUACACAAAAGUUAUCUUCCAUGGAUGAUGAUGAAUUUCAUAUAGACUCUUGCCAUAUUGUCGGAACAUGCGUUGAUUUAGAAAAAAAAUAUUUAAGAUUGACUGCAGCACCAGACGCUGACGCUGUAAGACCGCUAAGGAUUUUAGUAAAUUCAUUAGAACAUGUGAAAUCCAAAUGGAUGAGUAAUAGCGACUACCUUUUUGCAUGUGAUCAAUUGAAGUCUAUUCGACAAGACUUGACAGUGCAAGGUAUUAGGGAUCCGUUUACAAUCGAAGUAUAUGAAACACACGCUAGGAUAGCUUUAGAAAAAAGUGAUAUGGGAGAAUUUAAUCAAUGUCAGACUCAGUUGUGUGAUUUGUAUGAGGAGUUAAAAGAUAACCCUGCUGCUCAAAAACAUAGAAAUGAAUUCCUCUGUUAUAGUAUUUUGUAUUGUAUAUAUACAAGAGCUUUAUGUGAAUUAAACAAUGUUGUGUUGUAUAUUAAGGAGUCAAAAAUCAAAGACAAGUGUGUAGAUUUUGCAUUGAAAAUCAAAGAUGCUUGGUGGUUAGGAAACCAUGUUCAGCUAUUUUCUUUGUACAAAAUUGCUCCUAAAAUGGCCUCAUACUUAAUGGAUAUGUUUUUGGCUAGAGAGCGCAAUAACUUCUAUUUGGCUAUUGCCAAGUCUUACCGUCCAACUAUUCCAAUCUCGACCAUUCAAGAUCAAAUGGCAUUCGAUAAGCGCGAGGAUUGUUUGGCUUUUCUUAAGGCUGCAGGCGCUGUAUUUACUUCCAAUAACGAGAACAUCGACUGCAAAGCAAGCUGCGGUUCGACCGAAGCUUGACUUUCAGAAUGGUUUCGUCCCCAUCUCUACAUUAUCACAUAUAUAUAUGUAUAUAUCUAAUAAAUGAAACUCUUCGUUGAUUUGUCGCCGUAGAAAAGAACCACAAUGGGCCACAAAUUAAAAUUCUACUUCUGUAUAUAAAUCUUACUACAUCUAUAAAGUUAUUUAUGACUCAAAAUAAAUUAGGGAUGUCAGUCAUGGAGAUUAACAUUAUGUUUUUCAACACAAUUUAUUCCAAUGGAUCACUUUGCACAAAAAUGUUAAUCAUAUUUUUGGGCAAUUCAGCUUCGUUUUAUACGACCAUCUUUUUUUUUUUUUUGUCGAUUGUCUUUGGUAUCAACCUUCAUCAUUCUGAUGUCAACAAAUAGUUAUGAAGAAAUUACUGAUAUUUUUUGUAUCUACACCCGUUGUUUGUUAUGUCAUGACUUAUGAGUAAGUAAGAGAUGUCCCAAAUACUCCAAGAAAAUUCAAUUAUCUUGAAAUUGGGGAAAAGCCCUUGCUCAGUGAAAGUAUGCAAUUACUUGUGCCAAAACUUGAGUUAGGUAAGUAGGUGCUCUGGUGCUGAAUUUGUGAAAAUCAUACCUAUGUAUCAUGGAAGAAAGUAUAGCAGACACCAAUUACAAUGUGGAUCAAUUUUAAAAAGAACUUACUGGGAGCUUCAUAUCAUACGUUUGUUUUGUAUGUAACAUUGUAACAUACAAAACAUAUUUAGUUCAAAUAAUUCUUUCUUAAAUUUAAUUAUUCAUUCGUUUUAAUAUGAUCAUUGCAUUUGCAUUGGCCUUUAAAUAAAAAAUAACAUUUAAUAUUAAAAUGUGGGUCUUCAUUCAAGGAUAUUCAAUAUUGAUGUACAUUUCAUGAUGAUUCGUUGCAAAUAUUGUUUAUAAGUUGAUUUUAAUUUUAGCAUCAAUUACAUUAAGAGAUGACAGUCCGACUUCAUUAUUAAAUCAACAUAGUAAUUCGGAGGAGAUUAAUUAUUGAACAUAUAUUAUAUGGACUGAGUCAUUUAUAUUUUUUUAUAGGAUAGUUUUGUGCGUAAGGUUGAGUGAUUCUAUCAAAUUUUAUCAGUAUUCAAUUCUUCAAUUUUAAUAGGAUGAUUAAUUCUGGUCCAAAUGUAAUUAUGUGAAUAAUAUACUAUUCAGACUUUAGUGGUUUAUUUUAAUUUUUUUAGUUUAUUAUUUCUUCGACAAAUGACAAAUCACUUACUAUAUUUUUAUUAUAUUGUUCAUAAAUAAUUUAUGUAUGCAGUUCUUUAAAACUAAUUCUCAUAGUUUUUUUUUGUAAAUAUAUCUUAGAACAAUAAAAACAACAUAACAAAGGUUUUAA